UGCUGGUCCUGCCUGCCAGAGAGGGGAGUCGAGAGCUCUGCUGGGAACUACAUGGUGCUCAAUUUUUCAAGAUGUCGUCGCUGGAACAGAGGCUGUCGCGAAUCGAGGAGAAACUAAAGCAGGAAAAUGAAGAAGCUCGCCGGAGAAUCGACCUCAACAUCGACAUGAGCCCGCAGCGAUCACGUCCUAGGCCGAUCAUCGUGAUCCAGCUCAGUCCUGCUCCAGCCCCUUCCCAGCGUGCAGCACUCCAGCUGCCGUUGGCCAACGAUGGAGGCAGCCGUUCAUCGUCUUCAGAGAGCUCGCCUCAGCACCACCCUUACCCCAGCCGCCCGCGACACAUGCUCACCCUGCCCACACCUCCGUAUGGCCUACAGAAGAGCUUAGAGAAUGCAGAGAUCGACCAGAAAUUGCAGGAGAUCAUGAAACAGACGGGUUAUCUUAAGAUCGACGAUCAGCGGUAUCCAGCAGAGGUGACAGACCUGAUCAGUGAGGGGGAGAUCGGCAGCGGCACCUGUGGGCAGGUCUUCAAAGUUCGAUUCAAGAAGACCGGCCACGUCAUCGCUGUCAAACAAAUGCGUCGCACAGGAAACAAGGACGAGAACAAGAGGAUCCUGAUGGACCUGGAUGUGGUGCUAAAGAGUCAUGACUGCCCUUACAUCAUCCAGUGCUACGGUGCCAUAGUUACCAACACGGACGUUUUCAUCGCCAUGGAGCUGAUGGGAACAUGUGCUGAGAAGCUGAAGAAGAGAAUACAGGGCCCGAUCCCAGAGCGAAUCCUUGGAAAGAUGACAGUGGCAAUAGUGAAAGCUUUGCAGUACCUGAAAGAGAGGCACGGUGUCAUCCACCGGGACGUCAAACCCUCCAACAUCCUCCUCGACGCUAAAGGUCAGAUCAAACUGUGCGACUUCGGCAUCAGCGGACGCCUUGUCGACUCAAAGGCCAAGACCCGCAGUGCCGGCUGUGCUGCCUACAUGGCACCUGAGAGAAUAGACCCUCCAGAUCCCACCAAACCUGACUACGACAUCCGAGCAGACGUGUGGAGCCUUGGCAUCUCUCUGGUGGAGCUGGCCACAGGACAGUUUCCCUACAAGAACUGCAAGACAGACUUUGAGGUUCUGACCAAAGUACUGCAGGAAGAUCCUCCUCUGCUGCCUCUCAGCAUGGGCUUCUCCCUCGACUUCCAGUCCUUCGUCAAAGACUGUCUCACAAAGGAUCACAGAAAAAGGCCAAAAUACCACCAGUUGCUGGACCAUAAUUUCAUCCAGCGUUACCAGGUGCUGGAGGUGGACGUGGCCGGUUGGUUCCAGACGGUGAUGGACCGCACCGAGUCGCCUCGCAGCAGCCAGUGUUACAGCCAUCAGCACCAGCUUCACUCGCUCUUCAGUAGGUAGCCUAGCCUACCCCAGCCCGGCGUUAGCUUAGCCAGACGCUAGUCUAGCCUAGCUUUAGCUUUGCCAAGCCCAGACUCAGUCUGUCCUAGUCUAGCCCAGCGUUAGCAGCUAAGCCUAGCGUUAGAGCCAGCCCGCCUGUCCAUCUGUCCACCGGAGCACCUGAAGAGCCCACAGAGGAGGGGGAGAGACUCGAUGGAGGUCUCUGGAUGGACAGAUGGACGGAGAGAUGGACUGAUGGUUGGAUGGAUGGAUGACACAGGUGGUUCUGUUUAUCUGGACAGGCAGAUGUCGGGAGGAGGGAAGAGGAAAAAAAAUGCACACUGUAGUUAGCUUCAUUCAUUUCGACUCAUGUCUCGUCACUCUAUCGUGUCACAUCAUCGUGUCUAACACCCACACACACACACACUUCACAUACAAACUGGUUUUGUAUCUUGUAUGUGUCUCUACAUUUCCUUCACUUUCCAUUAGUUUUCCACCUACAUGUCUGUCUCCGGCAUUGAUCCAAGCCAUUGGAUUAGUCAACAGCGUAGUCACUACACACUGGAACAAAGCAUCUGCUACAUUAGCAAACCUGAAUCUCUCUUGUACAUAAACAUGAUGGAGGACACAGCAAUGUCCGGUGCAAUUAUGAUUCUUCAGGUGUUUCUACUAUCACACAUUCUCAGGCUGUGAGUGAGUAAGUGUGCGCGUGUGUGUGUGUGUGUGUGUGUGUGUGUGUGAGAGAGAGAGAGAGAGAGAGAGUGUAUGGAUCAAUAUCAAGACACAGUCACUGGUUGUUUUUAGUAGUAAGAUUAUAUUUCCUUGUCUUUUAAUCACCUUCACACUACAGACAGCUGUAACACACAAGAAGAAUUAAUUAACCUGUGAGCCGUGCUUCAUUACUAACGUGUAAGAAUAGUAACUCUCAUUGAAUUUAAUAUGAAAUAUGUUUAGAGUACCCAUCAUUGUAUUUAGCAGGUGCAUAAUUGGAAAAAAAAAAAGAAUCACAAAAAAAUUAGUGUUGCAUUUUAGUUUUGUAGAAAAGGAGUCAUUGUGGUUUUUGCAUAUUCAGAGGGAUUUAUGUGAACUUUAAGAGCGUUACAGGAGUUGUAGGGAUGCUGAGAAGAGAAAAGACCUUUUUAGAAGUGUGCAAGAGAAAAGCAGAGAAAGUUGAAAGUUGAAGAGUGUGUUAUCGUUGAUUGAUGGAUUUGGAAGAUAGAAUAUCUCUUACUAGCGAGAGACACAGGAGAAAGAGGCUGGAGAGGAGAGUGAUUUUUCAUUGAAAAGAUAAAGAACAGGAGCUUAUCGUGUACAAAGACUAUAAAUGAAAUAGAUCUUAUUACCUGUGGAGCGUUUCUUAACUUCACUCCCUGUCCGUCUACCUCUUCCUCUUUGUCCACCUCUCUGUCUGCUUCUGCUGUUCAGUGUGAUGUAGUGCUCCACAGUGUGACCAGACCAAAGGCUGCGUGUAGGUUGUUUUUGUCAGAGGCCAAGACAUUUCAGACGAUUAAGAAGCCACACAGACUGGUCUUGAUAAUGCAUCUGUAGGUGUUUUUAAGAACCUAGAACAGGGGUCUCAGACUCGCAGCUCAUGGGGCCACAACUGACCUUGUUUUGAAGAUGAUUUUAAAGUAAUGAUGUACUUUUUCAAGAGCCGAAUAAUCUACUAGUUUAUAAAAUGUUAGAAAAAUAGAGCCGUUUAGCAUGGCAUGUAUUUAUAUUUCUUCAUCGAUCCACACGCCACUACUAUGGGUUGGGGUCACAAUUGGUUGGGAUUUUUGGAGAAAUGGUUCAAAUCUAUGUUCCCUACAAUCAAGACUCUUUAGAACCAGAAACCAGUUAAUUUUGGGGUAUUUUUUUAUUACAUAAUUAAUCAGUUAUCGUGGUUGCAUUGUUUUGGUCACAGAUUCAUUUUCUGUCGAUCAAUUAAUCUAUUAAUUGUACCUUCUUAACAUAAACCAAUAGCAUGCAGCUUUAGCGCAGCGCACCUGACACCAAAGUGUGUCUUUAUCUAAAUAAAGACUGACCUAGAGCACGGACAGUGUCAAGAAACCUGUUAGUGUUCCUGGCUGGUGGCCCCAGGGUUAUUUGACUUUGAGACCCCUGAACUAGAGGAUUGUUAGGAUGAAAUCGAUUGAGUCAGGCUUGUUUAUAAAAGACGCAUCUAACCUGGUCAAAGUGUUGGUAACUGAGAUGUUUAGAUACACUCAACGGAUGCAAGUCUCCAGAGACUGACAGGCUAGAGUCCGAUUGCCUCCCCUCUCGCAGGGCCACAGCCAAAGCCUGCUAGAUGUGCAGACUCGAACCUCCCACGCCCCGUCACGCACCAAACCAAAUCACUGCUAGACACAGAGAACCGAGGACUGGCAACUAUAGAGAGUGGAACCUGCUAAGUGUCAGAGAGAGAAGGGUACAGGAAUGUUGUCGAGAUGGCAGAAAAGAUGAGUGAAAAAGAAAUGACACUGAGACGUGAGGACAGAGUGAGGUGAGAAGGAAGACAGGGAAUGUUAAGAAAGUGAGAUGAGAAGUUAAAGAAAGUCAGAGACAAACUGGAGUUGGAUGACUGAAAGUGAAGUGUAUAAAAGAAGACGAAGACAGAAAACAUCAGCCCAGGUGUCACAGGACUGCCGAGCUCUGAGGCUAGCUGUUUGUUGUAAAAAGCUUUCAUGGUGUUUCACCAAUGUACCAAUUCUGAUUUUAGCCAGUGAGUUAGUGUGAUGUGUUUAUGUUCUUCUGUUCAAACAAUGUUAUUUAUUUACAUUGCUACUGCUGCUACUUUUUUUUUAUUGCUUUAGACGCUGCUGUCACUUCUUUUCCCCAAAGGACAAAUACUUUAUUCUUUUUUAUUUUAAGCCAAAUAAGUGAAAUAAUGCAAUGUCAACACAUGUUACCAAAUACAGAGGAGUAAGUCUGAAGAGGGAAAAAGCAAGUGAGGGAGGGUGAGGAGAGAGAAGGUGCAGGGAGGUCGGCUUCACGAAAAGUACUAACAGACAAAAUGUAAACGCGCACCUCACCUGAAAUGUAGCUCUAUGUGUAAUGGAAUUAGUUAAUCAUUUAUAUCAUGACGUCACACUAAAGUCUGUACAGUGUAGAUAUGAUCAGAGGGGAUGUCAGUCUGUCUGUCCAGAUGCUUUUUGUCACAUCCAUCUUUUACUGCAUCCAUCCAUCCCUCCAUCUGUCCACAGGUCGCCGGCAAGCUCAACAAGCUUGACAGUUUACACCAAAGGUGUCCACAACUCAACUAAAAAACACGAGAGAGCGAGAGCGCGCGUUGUUGUUAUUGUUAUGACUAUUGUUAUUGACAUAAUUGAUUACUCUCAGCUAUGGUAUAUACAGAAUCUCUCUUUAGCUAGUGGGACAGGGGGAGGUGGGUGCCCUGUAGUAUAGCAGUGAUGUGUGUGUGUCAUAUACUGUACAGUACAGGGGGAGACUGUUAAACUAACAUACCGUGACAAAACCAGCCGGUUCACCCUUUUACUCAGUGAAUCCACUCACUGUGGGCUUGUAUCAGGGAGCUUCCUGUGGGCCACAUGGCUUCACCGAGCCACUGACCAUCAGCGAUCCUGGACAACUGGUGUCACACAGCUGGUUAACAGCCAGCUCCGUUAAUGUUUCCAAUUCAGCGAAACCUCAUUUUGAGAAAAUGUUCUUAAUCACGCACCAAUCAAAUCAAAUGUUGUCAAACCCAGCUGCAAUAUUGUUUCUUAUUAUCGAUAUAUAGGACGAUACUGAAAUACCUGCAAUGAGCUCAAGAUCAACCAAUUUAUACUACAUUAACCAUGAAAAUAAUAUUGCUUUAAAGAACGAGGAGAAAGUGUUCCUAUUCGUUAUGAAUGAUCACUCAUUAGUUUGUGUAUUAUUCUAUAAUCUCUUGAGUUUUAAACCCAGAGUAGACACGUGUACAUUGUGUAAAAUCAAAAACUCUUACCACUUCUAUUUUUAUCAUGGAAAUCAAAGUAACUCUAAUGAUACAUUCAGACACUCUGUAUGUGUGUCGCCCUGUUGCUUGAAACUUUUACUCUCUACUUGUGUCCAUGUUAAUUCCACUGAUCUGAUUAUGUAGCAGAUGCCCUUAUUAUGUUUAGGUUCAGCCCAGUGUCCCUCAUCUGAUAAUAAUUUUGCUUAAUAUGUAAUAGUUUUAUUUGAAACAUUAACAGAAUUACCAGAAAGUAAAGAAAUAGUAGUUUUGACAUUCUGAUAUGUAGCAUAUUGUGUUGCUGAGAUAUUUACUGACGUUAACAUGCUCAUUAGCUGUCCCCAUCCCGGUCCAAAGUUCCUGUGUUGGCUUCAUGGCUACCUGAAGCUAGCUAAUGGCAGCUCCAGUAAGCAGCAGUAAGCUGUCACUUUGGGCAUCUGCCCCCAAUUUGUUUUUAUGAUGUAUUUGACAGGUGGACAAUUCUGGUGGACAUGUUGCACCUUUUUUAAGUAAAUAUAUAUGAAUGAAUAAUAAUAAUAAUAUUAACUAAGAAAUAAUGUACUCCCGUUUUGCUGGGAUCCUUCAGAGAACCACUUGCCUUGAUCAGUCUUCUCUCGUUAGCCCUGCAACAAACCAUGGUAACCUGUCCUGGUAAAAAGUGAGCCAGCUUUGUGAUGCCAGGAAACCUGAGUUAAGUCCAAAGAUGGCUCAUGUUUCUUCGUGAUACAGACCCUCUGAGCAGACUGACAGUGAGUUGGCACAACUCCGUUAGCUCGGCUAGCUUUGUUGGGUUUUAAUCUGGAGACCCUGGAACUGAUUUCAAACAGUGAACAGGGACUCUUACAAACUCUCCAGAUGACAGGAUUCAGGGCUGAGGGUGACAUCAAUGCUCAGCCUCUCUGCUCAAACUGUUUUAUAUAGACCUGAAUCUGGUGCUCAGCGUCCGUCAGCUGUACUGCUUUGCCAGUACAGCCUGAGGUAUUCUCAUUGGUGCCGUUUCUAAAACACUCUCAACAUUCACUGUUUAAAACUCUGUACGUGUCCAGCUGGACCCAGUCUCCCACUGUCGAGGGUCUCUGUUAUUAAGCUGAUGUGUAUUUUACACACGCACACACUCGCUCGACUGUGCCGUUUCCAUCCAGUCACCUGAUUGGAUGACGGUGCCACGCUAUGGCUUCUGAAUGAGAAUGACUGUCAAGUGUGUGUGUGUGUGUGUGUGUGUGUGUGUGUGUGUGUGUGUGUGUGUAUGUGAGGAAAAAACACAUCUACAAAAACACACACACACCAAUUGUAUAAAGUGAACCCAUUCUACACAGCACUGCUCGCUACUGCCAAUAGUGGCUUUAUGUGUAUAUUAGCUGGUCAGGUGCGAGGCCAGGGGUGUAUAAAAACAGCUAGCUCAUAGCGUGUACCUGCGCUGUGCCUUGACACUGAGGGAGAGCGUGUGUGUGGGUGUGUGUGUUGUAAACCCAUCUGUAAGUAAACCAAAUAUCAUUUUCACUAUGCAGUCAUUCAAACCAUGUCAGCUUGCUUCGGUGGGGAGAAAAAAAACCUCGUGUACAUACACAGAUAAACUGGAGUUAGCGACAGUGUGUUGUUCUUUUUCGAGCCCCCCCUCCCAGUGUGAUCAACGUCACCGCCUUCAGCUAGUUCACUGAACAAAGAGAGCGAAAGCAAGAGAUGUGUUUUGAAUGAGCUGACAAAUAUUUAAGGAUUGUAUCGGGGUUGGGGAGGGACGGGGGUUAGACCUGGGGUUUGUAGUUUUGUGGGAGAUACAGAUCAAUGCUGUAAAGUAUAUCAAUUGCAUGUUAUUGUCACCGUUGUAACUGCCAUUGUUUUGUUUUUUGUUUUUUUUUUCUUCCAAGACAACGGUCGGUUGGGGUGGGGAUGCACAAAACUUUAUCCUUAUUUAUGAUUUUUACACAUAUAGUCUGUAUUUUUGUUUCUUUUUUGCAAAAAUGUUGAAUCAUUGUGUACUUAGGAAAAGACACAUUUUUUUGCCUUUUUUUAUGUUCUCUGUCAACUUUGCAAUAUACUUUUUCACUUUGGACCCGUCAGUAGUCGUUGAGGAGGAGGAGGAGCUGUAUCUUUAUUAGCAGACAGUGUUUGUUAGAAUAACGUCCUGUUUUUCCCCUCAUUCAUGUGCCGUGUGUCUUUCUUUCUUUUUUCUUUCUUUCAGUUAGCCGUGUGUGCGAGCAGAGAAUGUGUGAUGUUUAUUUGUCUACCAAAAGUCUUUACUGAUGAUUAUUAUUAGCUUUUAUUUUUGUCCAUUGUUUGUUUUUUAUUAUUACUAUGAUUACUGUUUUUAUUAUUAUUUUUGUUGUUAUUAUUAUUCAGGGCAAAGAUGACACCAAAUUGAACAAAGAAAUAAUGAUCAGUGCUGAGAGCUGGACAGUGUGUCCAUAUUUCUGAAGGUUUCUUUUACUGGCGAGGUGGAGCAAUCGUUAAUUUCUCACCGUUACGCUGUAGUGUCUGUCCACCUGAUUUAAACCGCCACAUAAAGAUAACCUCUGAACUGAAAGUCUAAUAGUGUUUUAUUAUUAUUAUUAUUAUUAUUAUUAUUAUUAUUAUUAUACUGGUUUUUCUUGGAUCAGAUAUCAAGAUCGAUUUAUUUCUUGUUACCCCUGUUUGGGUCAUAAAUUGUGUGCUGUUAUUUAAUUUUUUUUUUCUCCCCACAUCCCUGCCCAUUGCUUUUCAUUUUUUAUUCUAUUUUAUGAUUAUUAUUUUGUUUUUUUUCUGGUUUGUCUGAUGCUGUAGGCAGUGAGCUGAUUUUUCAAAUGCCAGAGCUUUCUUUUUUUCCCUUUCUUUUUCUAAUGCUGAGACUGUCGUGACUGAUGUUGCACUUGUGAUGGGUUUUAUUUUGGUUUUGUUUUGUGUUGCAGAUUGUUGUGCGGAGAGGAGAAUAUUGGGUGUUUUCCUUAUUUUCUUUUUUAAGUCACAGCAGUUAUUUUAUCAAUCAUAGAUCUGUGACACAGAGCAAGAAAAGUGAUUCUACAGUGUAUUUUUUUCACUGAUAUUUAUUUAUUGGUCAUUUGUAUGUUUUUUUUAUGUGUAUUGCUUUUUUGUGGAGGGCAAACAGGACUCAAGGUAGAGGAGUUAGUCUGUCAUUGGCAUUUUACCAUUGUGUACAGAAAGCAAAAUAUUGUAUUCAACCAUCACACUACCAUACAGUCCAUAAAGAAACGUAUAAACAGGUUAAAAUAGAAACCUACAGCACAGUAAGGUGAAGGCUUUACUGUGGCUGUCUGACAUUAUUUUGUUUACCGUUUACGCUCUCAGAAGGCCCCAUCAAACAAACUGCUCAUGGAUAAAAGCUGAGUCGCCACAGCAUGGUGUAUUGAACUAGUGCUUUGCUAAUAACUCACAGUCAAAGCUUGUAUUGUUUGAAACUUGGAUGGUUUUUAUCAGUGAGUACUGAAUGCCAGCAGCAAAGCAGACUAGAUUUGUUUUUAAGUUUUAGGUAUUUCAGCUGAUGAUAACUACUAUGAUAGUGGACUGAUUGGCUUGUUAUUAACCUGCACUCCCUGUUAGCGAGGCAGGAGACGCCCUGCUUUGAAUUAUCAUUGAGGUUUGUUGCUUGGUUUAAGUCUAGAUUGCAUGACAUUGCUAGUGCGCAGGGAGGGGGGGAGGAUCAACUUCAGUCACCACUGUUGCAGUUUAAA
Messenger RNA from Acanthopagrus latus (yellowfin seabream), 8948 nucleotides. It is a transcript of the gene map2k7, whose product is annotated as mitogen-activated protein kinase kinase 7. Gene Ontology annotation, biological process: protein phosphorylation. The transcript is spliced from 12 exons. NCBI's taxonomy places the organism in Eukaryota, Metazoa, Chordata, Actinopteri, Spariformes, Sparidae. Gene Ontology annotation, molecular function: ATP binding; protein kinase activity. Bases 72 to 1391 code for a protein of 439 amino acids. The record is from RefSeq and is a predicted model, not a curated record.